This is a messenger RNA of Ziziphus jujuba (common jujube), 2196 nucleotides long. Its product is annotated as protein DETOXIFICATION 51. Gene Ontology annotation, biological process: xenobiotic detoxification by transmembrane export across the plasma membrane. The transcript has 2 exons. Lineage: Eukaryota; Viridiplantae; Streptophyta; Magnoliopsida; Rosales; Rhamnaceae. The record is from RefSeq and is a predicted model, not a curated record. Gene Ontology annotation, cellular component: membrane. Gene Ontology annotation, molecular function: xenobiotic transmembrane transporter activity; antiporter activity. The coding region runs from base 338 to 1966 and encodes 542 amino acids.
AAAAAAGGAAGAAACCCCACCUCUAACUCUCCCUAUUAAUACUUCAUCAUCUCCAACUUCAUCUUUCAUCUUCAGCCAAAAAAAACCAAUCUAUCUUCUUAUUAAUCUAACACCAACAAAAAAAACCAAAAAGCACUUAGUACCCCAUUCAAAUACUAGAUAGAAAACCAAAAAGGAAGAGUAGUAUAUACGAGAGCUCUCCAUUGAGAGUAUCUCUGAAGUUGAAACAGAGCAUUCAAAAAACACCACUUCAACAACAACAACAAUAACAACAACAAGAUUUUCCUCGUCAUAACCAUCACUAUCAUCAUCAUCAUCAUCAUCAUCAUCGACCACCAUGUGUAAUCCCGACACAUCUUCAUCUUCAUCAUCCUCAUCUUCAACAGAGCAGCAAAAACAACCACAAACCCACCUGUUAUUCGAUCUCUUAUCAUCCUUGCCAACCACCAUACAACAACACCAAGAAAACAAACCGAGAACCACCGACCUGGAAUUCACUAAAGAACCGCAAUUAUUCACAUAUCCUACGUUCUCCGAUAUCGUAACCGAAUCCAAAUCUCUUUUCAACCUAGCUUUCCCUAUAGCUCUCACCGCACUCAUUCUCUAUUCCCGCUCAAUCAUAUCCAUGCUUUUCCUGGGUCAUCUGGGCGACUUGGAACUCGCCGCUGGUUCGUUAGCGAUCGCUUUCGCUAACAUAACCGGUUAUUCGGUGCUUUCGGGUCUAGCUUUAGGGAUGGAACCGCUUUGUUCUCAAGCUUUCGGAGCUCAACGUCCGAAGCUACUAUCUCUAACACUCCAUCGCUCUGUCAUCUUCCUUUUGGUGUCUUCCAUACCCAUUUCUUUGCUCUGGCUCAACAUGUCCAGAAUCCUUCUAUAUUUACAACAGGACCCGAACAUCACACGCAUGGCUCACACGUACCUCGUUUUCUCUCUCCCUGACCUUUUGACCAACUCUUUCAUCCACCCAAUCCGCAUUUACCUUCGUGCCCAGGGUAUCACCCACCCGCUAACGCUAGCGUCUCUCGUUGGCACAAUCUUCCACUUGCCCAUCAACUUCCUCCUUGUCUAUCGGCUACGGCUCGGCCUCGCCGGCGUCGCGGCUUCCUCGGCCGUAUCCAAUCUGUUUGUGCUCCUCUCCCUCGUUGGUUACGUUUGGGGUUCGGGAUUGCACAAGCCGACUUGGAUUGCGCCGAGCAGGAAGUGUUUGACCGGCUGGAAGCCGUUGCUGAGGUUGGCGGCUCCGAGCUGCGUUUCGGUUUGUUUGGAAUGGUGGUGGUAUGAGAUCAUGAUUGUGCUUUGCGGUUUGCUUGUGGACCCCAAAUCGACGGUGGCUUCGAUGGGGGUUUUAAUCCAGAUGACGUCGUUGAUCUACGUGUUCCCGUCGUCGCUUGGUUUUUCGGUUUCGACUCGGAUCGGGAACGAGCUCGGGGCGAACCGACCGGAGAGAGCGAGGUUAUCGGCUGUGGUGGCGGUUCUGGUUUCGGGAGUUAUGGGCCUAUCAGCGAUGGGUUUCACUUACGGGAUGAGGGAUAGGUGGGGCCGGAUGUUCACGGGUGACGAUCAAAUCCUGCGGUUGACGUCGGCGGCUUUGCCGAUCCUAGGACUGUGCGAGCUUGGUAACUGUCCACAGACGGUGGGAUGUGGGGUCCUCAGAGGGACGGCGAGGCCUUCCACGGCAGCUAACGUGAACGUUAGCGCGUUCUAUCUUGUUGGAAUGCCUGUGGCUAUUGGGCUUGGGUUUUGGGCCGGAAUAGGGUUUUGUGGGCUUUGGUUGGGUUUGUUGUCGGCCCAGGUUUGUUGUGCUGGACUCAUGCUUUAUGUGGUUGGGACCACUGACUGGGAGUUCCAAGCUAAUAAGGCGCAAUUGCUAACAUGCGCUGGGUGUGUAGAUCGCACCCUGCCUGGUAGUGAUUGUAGGGUUGAGGAAGAACAGCCAUUGAUUUGCAUUGUUGUCACUUCACCAUGAUAACACAAAAGCGAAAAAUUAGUGACCCAUAUAGAGAUGGGGACUUGCAUAAAGAGGAUAAAGAAGAAUUUUUGUUUUAUUUCGUAUGGUGUCUUUGUCUACAAGUUGUUGUCUAUCAGCUAUACUUUUGAUACUUUCUUAUCAUCCUGCAGGAUGCUCCAAAAUACCACUGUAACUUAGGAAUUUAAGCUUCUCUUUUUAAUUUUAAUUUAAUUUAUUAUUAUUUUUUA